AUGUUUGUUUUAGCAGAAGAAAUAAACGAAGAGCUGAGUGACAUCAAGCUGGAAUAUGAAAACCUACGAAGUCAGCUGUGUAAACUAGAGAAUCUUCUGUGCAAAGAAAAUGGAGGAGAGUUUGGUCUGUCAACUCGACUCCAACUUCAGGCAUCCAAACUAUUCAAUACAGAUCAAUUUAGUGAUGUACAAGUUAUUUUGAAAGGAGGAAAUCAUAUUAAAGCUCACAAGAUGAUACUAGCUGCUAGUGGUGAUGAUUGGGGUGUAGAGCAGUUUGAUCACGUUGAUAUGCUAGAUCUCACAGAUUUAAGAUAUGAUGUUGGCUAUGCCUUAAUGAAAUGGGUCUAUACAGAUGAUUUUGGUGGUUAUUCUGUUCAAUUGGAUGAUAAUUUCUUCAUUGAAAUGAUGCAAGCAGCUAAAGUCUGUAAACUUAAAGCAUUACAUAUCAGAUGUCAGAAAGCUUUAUCAACAAUGGUGAACAAUGAAACGUGUGAAAGGUUUUUGAAAUUGUCUGAAGAAUUUGAUGCAAAAAUAUUGAAAGAGAAUUGUGAAAAAUUGCUUGGCAAAAAAACGGUAAUCAAUUUACCAAGAAUGGAGAGCCAAUUUGAGCGACAGGUAACGAAAGAUACCGAACAAAUUUAG
This is a messenger RNA of Lottia gigantea (owl limpet), 642 nucleotides long. RefSeq lists its product as hypothetical. Bases 1 to 642 code for a protein of 213 amino acids. Lineage: Eukaryota; Metazoa; Mollusca; Gastropoda; Lottiidae. The transcript has 5 exons. Gene Ontology annotation, molecular function: ubiquitin protein ligase binding. The record is from RefSeq and is a predicted model, not a curated record. Gene Ontology annotation, cellular component: nucleus; cytoplasm. Gene Ontology annotation, biological process: proteasome-mediated ubiquitin-dependent protein catabolic process; regulation of proteolysis.